Oncorhynchus tshawytscha (Chinook salmon) is the source of this 2285-nucleotide messenger RNA. Its product is annotated as protein asteroid homolog 1. The transcript has 4 exons. The record is from RefSeq and is a predicted model, not a curated record. Bases 79 to 2175 code for a protein of 698 amino acids. Lineage: Eukaryota; Metazoa; Chordata; Actinopteri; Salmoniformes; Salmonidae. Gene Ontology annotation, molecular function: nuclease activity.
ACUAGCCUCACUCAGUCAGUCCCAUGACUGCUGAAACUCUUCACUAAGAAAGACAUCACAUCCCAGACAGAGCACACCAUGGGCGUCCAGGGAUUGACCAGCUUUAUGGAGGAGAAUGGAAACAUUUUAAAAGAUGUUCACCUCAGAAACAGCAAGUUGAUCAUAGAUGGUAGUAAUCUGUUCAACUUGCUUUAUUUUAACUCACGUUUGGAUCAGAGUCAUGGAGGGGAUUAUGAUGCUUUUGAGGACCAGGUCUGCAAGUUCUUUAAGGCUCUGAGAGACUGCGACAUUGACCCCUUUGUGAUUGUUGAUGGGGGCUCCGACUACACCGACAAAAAGUUUGAAACAAAAAAAAAACGAGCUCUAUCAAGGAUCAACACUGCCAACAACUUGUCCAUGGGGCUUCAGGGGAGCGGUGGUAUAUUACCAACCCUCAUCAAACAUGUCUUCAAACAGGUCCUCUCCAGCCUGAAGGUACCGUACGCACAGUGCAUUUGUGAGGCAGACCAAGAAAUAGCUUCCCUGGCUCGAAGUUGGAACUGUCCAGUGCUGUCCAAUGACAGUGACUUUUAUAUCUUUGACAUCCAGGCAGGAUUUCUGCCUAUCUCCCAUUUUCACUGGCAGAGAGUGUCUAUGCAACGCGGGAGCUCUAUAAGAUACAUUCCCUGCAAGCAGUACACCACAACAAGCUUCUGCAGACACUUCAACAUCAACAGAAAGGUUCUCCCGGUCUUUGCCUCUGUGGCAGGAAAUGACUACAUCAAGUUGCAUAACAUGGGUGUUUCCCUCAGGUGGGAAGAAUACACGUCAAUGAAGGGAAGGUUUGCCCGCUUCGACGGCUUGCUGAAUUGGCUGACCCACUUCCAUGGGCAGAAGGAUGCCUUGGACUCUGUGCUCAGGCUCAUCAGUCAUAGUAACAACAGACAGAAAACAGGUGCUGUCCUCCAUGGCCUCUCCCUGGGCAUAGAAGAGUACCAUCUUCCCCCUAGUUGCCUGGAGCGGUUCUUCAACGAUGGAGUGGGACCAGGGCCCGGCCGUCUCCCAGAGCCUCUGAGGGUCCUUCCAGACUGGACCCUGCUGCCGUUGAUGGAAGGUAGACUUCCCUCCUGCAUGGUAGACGUGCUGCUGCUGGGAAGGAUGAUGCAGGGUGCCCAGGUGGAAGAUCCCAGCUUGCCAUGUGGGAACAACACCUCUCGGUCCAUACGACAGGUACUCUACGGGCUGCUGCUGGGUGGGAGGAGGGCAGACCACAGCAGUCAGAGACCCCCAGUUGAUGAAGUGGAGGAGUAUUACAGGGAAGGCAAGAGCCUGACCAGCAGCAUGGUUGAAGCCGUCCUGCCCAGUGCUGCAGAACAUAUACAGCUAGACACUCUGCAUCAAGCUCCAAGGUUAGUGCAGCUUAAGGUAUUUUUGGAGACACUUGGUGUGUCCCAGUCCACUUUGAGCGGUGUCCCACCUCAUCUGCGUCUUCCUGUGGCUGUCACCUGCUACUGGCUGAGGCAUGCCCAUCCCCCUCCAGAACUCCCUGUCCUGCAGGCCCUGCUACUAGGAUUGGUGUAUGGAGAGCUCUGCAGACAGAGAAAGAGCCAAAGAGGGUUUAUGGAGAGACCAGUGUUGGAGAGGCUGAGAGGGCUGAUUCAGAGAGGUAGAAGGAGCCUAGACCUGGGUGUGGCACACGCCUACAGCCAGUGGCAGUGCUGCCUGAAAGAAAGCCUUCACCUCAACCAACUGCUGUGCUUCCCUUUAGCCGAGCCUCAGUGUGCCUGGCUGUACAAAGGCACUCUGGUGCACCAGCUUGUGACCAAACUGAGAGGGGGGUUAACCCCGGAUUCUCUCCUGAUGGGAGGCCCUUGCUCUGGGCAGCUGUAUAGGCCCAUGCUGGGAGCCAUACUCAACUCCCAUGAUGCUGCUGUCAUCCCCUUGGUGUCUGGGCCGCAGAGGGCCACACCUCCAUCCUUGACACAGCCACUGGACGAUCUGACGGCCCAUCUACACAUUCUGGCUCUGGAAUAUGAUGAUGAUGAUGGUGCUGGAGGUGGGAGCAAGGCCAAGCCAGAGGACGAUCUGGGUUGGACUUUAGUCUCAGUGCGGACCCGGCACAAGAGCAAGGACAGAUUCAACCGAGCUCGGAAUCCAGAAUUCUCCCGGAAGCAGGGGCGGAUCGGCUGGGAGUAGGGAGGGACCAAUAUAUAACUGUUUAGAUAGAGACGUUCUGCUCAACUCUUUAAUGUUUUUAUUGUUCUUAUGUGUACUGUCGUAGCUGAAUCAGAAUUAGUUAGGUAACA